CAGUUGACUGUUGUUGUGGGUCUGAUCCACGAGGUUUGCCGGAGCUAGGAUUCCGCUUUCGGGCUCCGUCUGGUCUCGAGGGUCGAACUAGUGUCAAGCGGAGGUCCACGUCCCAGACGGGCACGGCGAGUCUUGGGUUGCGAUGGACUUCCCCAGCUCCCUCCGUCCCACGUUGUUUAUGACUGGCCCCCUUGGCCUGAGCGAUGUCCCUGACAUGUCCUUCAUGUGCAGCUGGAGAGAUGCGCUCUCCCUGCCCCAGACCUCUGAGAAUGGGACGCCACCCGUGGCCAAGGGCCUGCUCUGGGAGCCAGACACCCCCGGGCCCCUUCCCUUGCUGCCUCCUGGUCCCGACCCCUGGGACCCCGGCCUGACUGCGCAGGAUCUGCUUUUCCGGUGCGGAACCAAGUUCCGGAGAGAGCCUGAAGCUGUGCUGGAUGUCACCGAACAGUUCAGCCGGUUCCUGUGGGACCAUGGGGACAUAGCCUUUGCGCCCCUGGGGAAACUGAUGCUGGAGAAUUUCAAACUGGAGGGCGCACGGAGCUACUCUAAGAAGAAGACAGUGGUCAGUGUGAAGAGGAUACUCCAGGACCUCGGUGGACACCAGCCCUGGGGGUGUCCCUGGGCUUACUUCAGCCACCGACAGCGCCGGUUCUCCAUCCUCGGGGACCCGAUCCUGGGCAGGUCAGUGUCGAACCUCCUGGGAGAGCUGCUGCAUGAGGAGCUGGUGAUGCGGUGGGAGCAGCUGCUCCUCGACGAUGCUUUCACCGGAGGCGCGUUGGCCUUGCUGCCUGGAAGGACGCCUCGGGUCAGGCAGCUGGUCUACCCUGCAGGAGGUGCUUUGGACAGGCUAUGUUUCCAAGAGGUCCGUCUGACCCCAGGGGGUAACCCUCGGAUCCUUGGGGACCCUGGCCACAUCCAGCUCCGGGGACCUGUCCGGCAGGUGGUGACCUGCACCGUACAGGGAGAAUCUCUGCUGGCUGUCCGCUCUGACUACCACUGUGCCCUGUGGAAGGUCAGUAAGCAGGGGCAGCCCUCCCCUCUCCGGGUGCUGCAAGUCGAGAAGGGGGCCACCGGGAUCAACCUCAGCCCUCACCUGCCCGGGGAGCUGGUUGUCUGCAGCCGUUCAGGAGCCAUCUGUCUGUGGACACCCCAAGAUGGGCUUCAGCAAAUCUACAAGGAUCCUGAGACCCUUGUGUUUCGCGACCCCUCUCCCUGGCGUUGGGCAGACUUCACGGCCCACCCUCGCGUGCUGACUGUGGGCGACCGCACUGGGGUGAAAAUGAUCGAUACUCAGGGCCCACCAGGCUGUGGUUUGCUGCUUUUCCGUGGGGGUGCAGAAGCGUCAUGCCAGAAGGGUGAACGUGUCCUGCUAAGCCAGUACCUGGGGGGUUGUGGCCCUGACUCUCUGCAGCCCACAGUCCAUCUCAUCUGCACCCAGUUCUCACUCUACCUGGUGGACGAACGCCUCCCCUUGGUGCCCCUGCUGAAGUGGGACCACGGCCUCCCCUCUGCUCCCCUCCUGGCCCAGCUGCUGCCUCCACCCCACCCCGGCUGCCCGAGGCCGCUGCUCCUCGGAGGUCAGGGCGGGCAGCUGCAGCUGCUGCACAUCGCAGGGGAGGGGGCCUCCACACCCCGGCUGGCAGGGCCCCCCCAGUCUAUCCCUUCCAGGAGCGACUCCCUCUCCGCAUUCCCCGUGCUAGAGCCCAAGAGUCAGCGGCGGCUGCAGGAACGUCUGCAGGCGCCAGCUAUAGGUCUGGUUGCCACCAUUGCACCCUCUGCCUCCACACCAGUCCUGUCACUCUUCCAGCUCUCGGCAGCUGGAGAUGUCUUCCACCAGCGCCUCCAUCUCCAGGAAGACUCCAGUUCCCCUGGCAACCCUGGGCCCAACUCCCAUGCCCCGAUGGCUUCCUGGAGCCCCCAGGCCUCCUCUUGCUGCCGCAGGUGGCUGAAAGCCCUCCUGGAGGUACCUCAGGUGCCCCCUGUGUGGGCCGCACCCACCUUUUCCCACCGCCACCUGCUAGGCCUCAAGGAGCAGCAGAAGGUUGAGGGGAAAGUGCCAGAGGGUCUCCGGGCGGCCAUGGCCGAGGGGCGGGUGCUGCAGCAGAGGGACCUGGGCUCACUCCCCACGGCAGAGCCACCCCCAGCCCCCGAGCCAUUCCCCAAGGAUGAGCUCAGCGAGAGGCUGGAGACAGCCUGGGAAGGCCCAGCGGCUGCCUGGUGGGAGCGGCAGCAGGACAGGGGCUUGGGGCCUGGGAAGCGACCCAAGCGACCCAAGCGUCGGACGCAGCUGUCUAGUACCUUCUCCUCGCUCAGCGGCCGUCUGGACCUCUCGGAUGCCACCAGCCCCCCUCGUAGCCCAGACCGGACGUCCCCUGUGUCUAGGCCUCAGCCCCCAGCGAGCUUGCCCUCCCAGGAGUUGACCCAGGAUCUGUGGGCCCGGGGCAUCCCGUCAGAACGGCAGCAGACCCUCCGGGACUAUAUGGCCACGCUCCCACUUCAAGGGGACACCCCAGAGGGUGCCUCCGUGCCCCCCUCCCAGACCUCCAGCGUCCAGGCCCCCCCCUCCAGGCAGCGGAUCCUCCGGGACUGCACAGCUGAGCAGCCACGCCAAAGGGACACCCCGAGAGGUGCCACUGUGCCCUCUUCCCAGGCCUCCAGCAUCCAGACCACCCCUUCCAGACAACAGGCCCUUCAGGACUGUGCAGCCCAGCUUUCACUCCGAAGGGACACGCUGGGGGGUGCCACUGUGCCCUCCUCCCAGACCUCUAGCAUCCGCACUACCCGCUCUGGGCAGCAGGCACCUGUCCUGUCCAGCUCUCAGCCACGCCGGAAGAAGCCCCGCAUGGGCUUCUGAGGGCCCAUGGAAGCUGCUCCCCCACCUUUGGGGAGCCCUUGGUCCCGGACCAGUUGUGCCUUCUGUGACUGACACUUGAGGAAUACAGAGGGAGCAGUCUCAGGGUGCAGACUUCUCUGCUUCCUAAAGGCCACUGUGGUUGGUGACAUCCCAAAAUGAUUUGGACCCAAGUCGGAGGAACAGGAACAACAAAACAGUAGUUUUUCCUGUAGUUUCUUUUGCCUGGAGAUACUUCCAAAGGCAGGUUGAUGGCAGCGCGCCAGCGGUCCGUCCUGAAGGCCUGUCCUCAGGGCUCUCUCCCGGAGGCAGUGCUGCGCUCGAAGCGGGGGCUCCUGUCAGGCUGUGCGCUCCAGCUCAUGCAAGCUGUGAACCCCAUGUCCCCAGUGACAGGGUAACAGCCAGCUCCUCACUGGUUGGUGACAGCAAAACAGAACACUGCAAGGAGCCGCUGGUGCCUGGCGGUGUUUGGUGGGCAUCAGCAGCUGCUGUGAGCUAGUUUGUGUAUCUUAAUUUCUACC
Pteronotus mesoamericanus is the source of this 3372-nucleotide messenger RNA. RefSeq names its product TATA-box binding protein associated factor, RNA polymerase I subunit C (gene TAF1C). Bases 143 to 2854 code for a protein of 903 amino acids. Gene Ontology annotation, biological process: transcription by RNA polymerase I. The transcript has 15 exons. The record is from RefSeq and is a predicted model, not a curated record. NCBI's taxonomy places the organism in Eukaryota, Metazoa, Chordata, Mammalia, Chiroptera, Mormoopidae. Gene Ontology annotation, cellular component: fibrillar center. Gene Ontology annotation, molecular function: protein binding; RNA polymerase I core promoter sequence-specific DNA binding.